Molecule: messenger RNA, 6132 nt
Organism: Drosophila bipectinata
Lineage: Eukaryota; Metazoa; Arthropoda; Insecta; Diptera; Drosophilidae
Gene: Cad88C
Product: cadherin 88C
Biological process (GO): homophilic cell-cell adhesion; cell morphogenesis; adherens junction organization
Cellular component (GO): catenin complex; plasma membrane; adherens junction
Molecular function (GO): cadherin binding; calcium ion binding
Source: RefSeq, a predicted model, not a curated record
GUGGCCCCAGAUUACCCUGUCAUGUGGUAGUCGUUUUCGGCUCCAAAGCAACACACACACCAGAAUGCACAACGAACCGCCGACAGACAUGGAGUACAAGAAGGUCCGCUUAAAACGGAACCCCCACCGAAAGACCCCUAGUGUCGUAAGCAGCCACCUUUAUCAAGUCAUCCAAGUCAUAAUACUCACCACACUUGUGGGUUCGGUCUCCUCCAAUCGCCCGCCGCGGUUCGCAAUCGAUGGGCAGUCCGAGAUUGUUUUGCGCCUAAAGGAGAGUCCUGAAACGAAAGUCGGAACCUUAAUCUACACGUUAAAAGGCUAUGACCCGGAGAACGAUCCGCUAACCUUCGGGAAGCGAAACUCCCAUGACAGCGAAAUAAUUCGCAUAGAAAAUACAGGAGGCAACGAAGCCAAGAUAUAUUUGGCCAAGGAACUGGAUCGGGAGGUGCAGGACGAGUAUGCCAUAGUACUGACACUGACCGACAGCCACUACAGUGACCAAAACUAUGUGACGCAGAGCUUCCUGCUCCUGGUGGAGGACAUCAACGACAAUGUUCCGACAUUCCUGCCCUACCAAAAUGCCAUCGAAAUCGCGGAGGGAAGCCCGCCAGGAGUGGUCACCACUUUGGAGGCCACGGACGAGGAUGAGGGAGCCUAUGGGCAGGUUGUGUAUUACCUGCAGGAGCUGGAUGGCGACAAUGAGGUCUUCUCCAUAGCCACAAACCAGGGAAAGGGGGUAUUGAGGCUGGAAAAGGAGCUCGAUUACGAAAGGAAGAGCCUCUACCAACUAAGGAUUCUGGCCAUCGAUCGGGCCAACCAAGGUCCAGUCAACACAGGAACGGCCGCUAUCCUUGUAAAGGUGAAGGAUCUGGAGGACCAGCCGCCCGAGUUCGUAGAGGUUCAGGCAGUGGCCAGGAUAGCAGAGGAUGCCCCAGUCGGCACAAGGGUACUCAGAGUCAGGGCUAUCGACGGAGAUCGGGGAAUCAACAAUCCUAUAGCCUACGCCCUGGAGGCCAAUGACCUUUUCGACAUUAAUCCACACACGGGCAUAGUGUACACUCUGACCGAACUGGAUCGCGAGGAGCAGAGCGACCAGGUCAACGGAGCCCACAUCCUGCGGAUCACGGCCACUGAGCUCUCGAAGACCAACUCCCAGGUAGCCUCCAUGUCAGUCCGGACCGAGGUUACCAUCAUUGUGAGCGAUGUAAACGAUGAAAUCCCCACUUUCGGGGAGACUAUGUACCGCUGCGAAGUCAACGAGAACGCUCAGACGAAUACUCCAUUGAACUUUAUGGACCAGGACGUCCAGAACGUAGUCUUCGAUCACGACGAAGGAAACAAUGGAACUUUCCGGCUGUUCCUCGAUCCGCCAAAUGACCUUUUCGAAAUUGUGCCUGAACUGGCGGUGAAUGAGGCGAACUUUAUGCUGAGGGUCAAGAACUCCAAGUCGCUGGAUUUUGAGAAGUUCACUGAGGUUAACUUCACGAUAUUCGCCAGGGAGAUCGACGAGCCCAGUAGAUGGAGCUCCGCUCACAUUCAAAUAUUUAUUCGCGACCAGAACGACAACUUUCCCGAAUUCAGCCAGAGCAUCUACAAUGCCAGCGUCCUGGAGAACAGCGAACAGGGAACGAUGAUUGCUCAGGUGCAGGCGGUGGACGUGGACUCGGGCGACUUUGGCACCACGGGGAUAAGGUACACCAACCUCAGAGGUGGCAUAGCGCACUUACUCCACCUGAACCCCAUUACGGGUAUAAUUACGAUCAGAGAGCCGGGCGGAUCUGCAUUUGACCGGGAGAUCGUCUCCCGACACUACCUCACAGUGGAGGCCAUCGAUAGCGUCGGCCAAGGAAAUAGGAACACGGCCCAGAUAAUAAUUGACAUCCAGGACGUGAACGACAAUGCACCCACUUUCCCGCAAAGGCAGUACGAAACCAAGCUGCUCGAAAACCAGCCCGAGUUCGAGACUCCCCUCCAGCUGGAGGCCAGGGACGCGGAUCUCAACGGCACGGAGAACAGCCAGGUGACCUACGAGAUAGUGGAAGGCAUGUAUCGAGCCAACUUCACCAUUGAUCCCCAGAGCGGGUUGUUGCGACCGCUCCACCGCUUUGAUUUCGAAGAUCUGGUCGAGAACAGCUCUCAAAGGGGAGCCACACCCCAGGCAGGGGGCAUCUCAUCCAGCAUCAGGGAGAUCGAUCUGUUGAUACGAGCCCGCGACUCGGGAAUACCGAUGCUGUCCACUGUGGUUCCUGUGCUGAUUUAUGUACAGGAUGUGAACGACAAUCCCCCGAUAUUCCAGCGCAGCUUCUAUGCGAAAACGGUGCCUGAGGACCUUCCUGGGGGCAGCUCAGUGCUCCAGGUCACAGCCGUGGAUAGGGAUGGAUCCGCCCCCAACAAUGCGGUGGUAUAUCGUAUCCAGACGGGUGCUAGUGACAAGUUUAUAAUAAACUCGGAAACGGGCGUAAUUUCGGUGGCACAGGGCGCGAAUCUGGAUCCCGACUUGACCGACAACAAAAGGACGCUCUAUAUUUUGACGGUGCUUGCUCUGGAUGGCGGCUUGGGCAACUCCCAGUUGAUGACCACCGCCACCGUGAAUAUCACCAUACAGGAUGUGAACAACAAGCCGCCGGUGCUUGGAGAGAUGCCCACCCUAAAGGUCCUGGAGAACACUGUGGUGGGGACGCAGGUGUACCGCCUUCACGCCACAGACCCGGAUCAAAACUCCAUACUGAGGUAUAAACUGAACCCGGAUCACUGCGAGGCCCGCAAUGAGGAGGGGGCUCUGGUAAAGAAUAGCGAGUACGACUUCCUGGGUGCCUUUGACGUGGACGCCAUCGAAGGAACUCUCAAGGUGAUCAAAGUACUUGAUCGGGAGAGGGUGGAGCACAUCAAGCUGGCCGUAAUAGUGGAGGAUUUGGCAGCCGCAAAGGGCAGGCAGAUGACAGAAGGAUUCCUCACCAUCCAUGUCUUGGACGAGAACGAUAACAACCCCAAGUUCAGGCAACCGUUCUACCGACAAUCCAUCACCGAGAACAGCAUCAAUGGGGCCAUGAUCGUAAAUGUUUUGGCCUCCGACGUGGACAAGAACCGCACCAUUACCUACGCCCUUGAGGGGAAUCCGAUCUACCGAUCCCUGAUGCAUUUAGAUCCCCAAACGGGGGAGAUCGUGGUCGCCAGUAAGAUCGACCACGAGCAGCACCAAUGGCUGAACUUUAGUGUCCGCGCCACCGACUCGGGUCUGCCCCCGCGUUCCUCUCUAGUGGACGUUUAUGUGACGGUUCUGGAUGAGAACGACAACAACCCGUACUUUGUGGGAGGCGCCAAGAACUACACCAUCAGCGAGAAUGCCCCACCGGGCACGAGGAUUGCCACCUUGCAGGCAGCGGACGCAGACUCGGGAGACUUUGGCAAGAUUACCUUCCUAAUGGAUAGGAUCAGUUCUCAGGGAAAGUUCACGAUAGAUGCGGACACGGGGGUGCUGGCGGUGGCCGAUCGUCUGGACAGGGAAUCCAAGGACUCCUACAACCUAGUCAUCGAGGCCUGGGACAACUACCAGUUUGGUUUCCUGGCUGGCGAGAGCCGCAACGCCUUCAAGCAGGUUUUCAUCUCCGUCCUUGACGAGAACGACAAUCCCCCGGAGGUGAGUCUGCCCGGCAGCUGUGUCCUCAUUACGGAGUACCAUGAGUUGCAUGAACGAGUGGCGAGCAUAUCGGGCAAAGAUGCAGACGAUCCCACCACGCCCAAUGGACGUUUGGAUUUUUCCAUCUCGCAAGGAAACAAGGAUGGCACUUUUGAGCUGCGGCAGGUGGACCCCUGGAACGCGUACAUCUUCGCCAGCCAAAGCCUCCGCAACCGAUAUGGAAACUACAGUCUCACCAUAACCACCCGGGACCUGGGCACGCCACCCAACAUUGUGCACAGCACUCUGGACAUAUGCGUGUCGGACUUCAAUGACCACGCUCCGGUUUUCGUGAGGCCCCUGCACAACACCACAGUCCGGAUUCCGGAAAACGCCACUGUGGGGACCUUGAUACUACAAGCUUAUGCCAGCGAUGCAGACAUGGGCCAAAAUGCCCUGGUCAGAUACCGCCUAAAGCCCGAUCCUUUGGGCAGCUACAAAAUGUUUCAGGUCAAUCCCGACACCGGCGAGCUAUUCCUUAGGGAACCUCUCAACCGAGAAAAGCAAAAGAUUCAUGAGAUCCGUAUAGAGGCCUAUGAUCAGGGGUUGCCUACCUCCUUGAGCUCCGAUCUGGAUCUCAGCAUCUACGUUCGCAAUGUUAACGACUACGAACCGCAGUUUAUUGUCAACGAGAUAUCCGUGAACUUUACGGAGCACUCGGAUCCAGGGGCGGAGAGAAUAAAGCUUCCGGACACCAUAGACAAGGAUCAGCUGGAUCUGGAUGACCCGAACGAAGCACCCAGCCAGGUGUGUUACUUCAUAGUAAGUGGCAACGAAGCUGGCUACUUCCAGCUGGAUCCCGAUACCCACGUCUUGAGUGUCAGUCGCGAGUUGGAUCGCGAGGUGGUGGGAAAUUUUACUCUUUACGUGAAAGCGACGGAAAACUGUGGAAAUGAUUCGCUAACCGCUGGAGAGAAACGCCGCCACAUGGGCAUAGAGAUCAGCAGCCGAUUGGGAGGCCACCUGCAUCACCAGCCAAGUGAAAUCGAUCGCUUCAAGCUCUCCCGGCAACUGAGAUCCGCUGAGAGCGGCGAGUACCAACUAGAGGAGGAUCGGGAUGGAGAUUUGGUGUCCUAUGAAAGCUACGAUGGCAGCCAGGAGGAGCGUUUUCAAGAGCCUAACCCUGAAAAGGACAGCACCGUUGUGAAGGUUAAAGUGAGGGUUUUGGAUAUCAACGAUAACCCGCCGCGUUUCCGGUCGAAAAUCUUCACCGGCGGCAUCACCACGAAUGCGGAUUUCGGCCUGAAAUUCAUGCGCGUCGAGGCCACGGAUGCGGACGAAGGAAAGAAUGCCAAGAUUGGGUACUACCAGGUGGGGGAAAUCCGUCAGACUCUAUCGGAGGGUCUGGAGAACGUCAAGAAGGCGCCCUUUCUCCUCGAUCCGGAGACUGGAGAAGUGCAACUCAACUUCGACCCACAGAAGGGCAUGAAAGGCUACUUUGACUUCAUGGUACUGGCCAAUGACACUCUGGGCAUGAGGGAUGUGGCCCACGUAUUUAUCUAUUUGCUCAGGGAGGAUCAGAAGGUGCGAUUCGUGUUCCGACUGCAGCCGGAUGAACUUCGAUCCCGGGUUGAUACCUUCAGAGACACAUUGGGAAACAUUACCGAGUCCAUUGUCAACAUUGACGAGAUCAAGGUGCACGAGAACAAAGACGGAUCGGUGGACAAGACGAAGACGGACCUGUACAUGCACCUUGUCGAGCGCGAGGACAACUCCAUCUACGAGGUCUCCGAGGUGCUGAAGCUGAUAGACUCGCACAUCGAGAGCCUGGACGGGCUGUUCAAGGACCUCAACGUGCUGGACACGCAGCCAGCGGAGGCGCAGCUUCUUACUGCGGGUCCUGUGCGCGGCCCACUAUUCGUAUGGCUGGUCUUCACCAACAUGUUUCUGGCCACUCUCUUGGUGGUCACUCUGGCUCUGUGCGCCUCCCAACGAAACGGCUACCGCAGGCAGCUGAGGGCCGCCAAAGUGAACAUAUUCCGAGGACACUCAUCGCUGUCCUUGCACCACACCCAAGAGCCAGCCACCCGCGUACCAAAUACCAACAAGCACAGCGUCCAAGGAUCAAAUCCCAUUUGGCUCAAGGGCUACGAGAACGAGUGGUUUAAAACGGAGGAGAGCGGCAGCAUUGGAGGGCAGGACUCUCUAGACGAUAACUUUCUGGCGGUCGCCACACAGGACAUGCAGGAAACCCUGAAAGGAACUGCCAAGCUCUUCGGCAACGGCAACGACUUAAACCGGACCUUUAAUCUCUAUAACCAAAUCGACAAGCUGACAAAUAACGCUCAGAUUCUAGCCAGGAAACUGGAAACUACAGAGUUAUAGCACCGAACAGUCUAUUCUAUUUAUUGUACCUCCUAAUGUUAGUCUAAGCUCAGGCUAGGUCUUUAUUCUAAACCGCAGUGUAAAUAUAUGAUAGUGUAUGAGGUAGAAUUUUAGCGUUUAAUAAAAUUACC